Acipenser ruthenus (sterlet) is the source of this 6827-nucleotide messenger RNA. RefSeq names its product putative SCAN domain-containing protein SCAND2P. The transcript is spliced from 3 exons. NCBI's taxonomy places the organism in Eukaryota, Metazoa, Chordata, Actinopteri, Acipenseriformes, Acipenseridae. Gene Ontology annotation, molecular function: nucleic acid binding; zinc ion binding. The record is from RefSeq and is a predicted model, not a curated record. Bases 1474 to 2085 code for a protein of 203 amino acids.
UUGUGGAGGUUUUUGAUUCAUUGCAUUUAUAAUGUUUCUCGCUACUUGUUUUGGCCUGUAUGUUUCACUGUCAUUAUUGUUAUUUUUAUUAUCCACCCUUUUCAAUGAAGUAAACAUUCUGUGUCUAUAUACUUUAAAACAAUAGGCACAAAUGCAUUUUAAAUGUAAAAGCUCCUUCUCAAACCUGUGAUGUUAUACUUUAAAGUUCAACAUGGGGAUCAGAGUUUACAUCUCCAAUCCAGUUUACAUCUAUACACAUUGCUGUCCCGUGUCUGUGGGUCUCUUCGUCAAUCAAGCAGACUCUGCAUUGAUCAGCAUGGGUGUGGUGGCUCACAGUAGGAAGUGGAAUCUCUUUUAUAACAUCUUUGUUGUUGCAAACUUUAAGUCAUGUUAACGCUGUAUAAUAAUAGAUUUUCUGUUUAUGCAUAACCAGUUUGUAUGCUUGAGGCUUUCAUAUUCUUUUCAUACAGUUCAUUAUCUGCGUUUGUUGAACCUUUGUAUCAGGUACCAAUAUUAAAUAAUAAAUAAGCCUGCAUACAUGCGAUAUUACGGAAAAUAUCAUAUUAGCUGAAAGGGUUGAAGGUGAGCAUGAUCAAAUUGGGCAGGCCUGGACAAGAGAGGAAGACCGGGAUGGGGAAGAGGGGACCAGCUGCUACCGGCCCACAGUGUGCCAGGCCUGAACCGGUGAAGGUGACGCCGCAGACAGCCAAGCCAUGCCUGCCUGGAUCACAGAGAUGAUUGCACUCAUAUGGUCCAUGUCCACACCUGUGGGCUUGGAACUGUGGGCAGCCAGGCCAUCUACACCGACAGUGCCCAACCACCACUGUUUCACCACCUAUACACGUGCUGGAGGAGUCUGACAGCACAGUCGGGGGAGUCUAACAGCCCACGCCAGUCAACCAGCGCCAACUGUGAGGGUUCCUGGGCCUCGCCUCCUACUACCGCUGGUUCAUUCAGGUCUUUGCCACCAUCGCUGCCCCCUUGCACCAGCUCUUGAAGAAGGGAGAGCCGUUUGUCUGGACAGAGGAACAGCGGUUGGCCUUUGACACCCUGCGGGAGGCCCUAACCAGGGAGGAGCACUAUACUGCGCUCAUUGAAAAGGUAGGGCUGGCACUUUCCACAGCACCAGCCCCUACCGUAACACCAGCAAUGUCGGCACCGAAGGCUCGGGUGAUGAAGAUGAUGGCGGAGGAUGACCCAGAGGAGCACUUGGUGGCAUUUGAGAGGAUGGCUACCACCGCGUCAUGGCCGUGGGAGCUCUGGGCAAGCCAGCUGGGACCCUGCCUGAUCGGGGAGGCUCAGGCAGCCUACCAGGCCAUGAGCGACCCAUGCGCCGCCAGUUAUGCCCUGGUCAAGCUGGCCAUUCUCCGCCGCCUCAACAUUACGGCAGAGACCCACCGGGUAUGGUUCAGGUAGUACCGAAGAUCCCCGGAGACAUGCCCCAGGGUGGUUGCAGAGCAGUUGUGUGACCACAUGAUCCACUGGCUGACCCCCGAGGAGAAAACCAACCUGGAAAUGGGGGAAGCAGUGGUGGUGGAGCAAUUCUGCCAUGUGGUUGGCACCGAUACUCAGGUCUGGAUACGGCGCCACAACCCCGGCACCCUGGAAGCCGCCAUAAAACUGGCGGAAGAUUACGAGGACUCCCUGGUCUCCGCUCGGAUUGGGAUACUGUCGGUUCCCGCCCCUCGGAGCAGCCGACCCCUACCUCUCUCUCCUCCAACACCACCUCUACCAUCAGUCCCGGGACCCAGACCUCCGAGACCGCCGACCCCAAUGGGACCCCUUGCCUCCUCUUCAUGGAGACCAAGGUUGGCCCUUAGCUGGGGUAGAGGUGCUGCCCCUGCCCUGUUGCCCUACCAGCAACGGGACAACUAUUUAACCAAUGUUCCCUCUCUCCCCCCAAUGUGUUUUAGGUGCAACCAACAGGGACAUCUGGCCAGGUCAUGCCCCGCUGCCAUGGAGUGUGACGUGGCCGCGUGUAACUGGGCACCUGGUGUCAUUGUGCGGGAGAGACCUUACCGGAUCCCAGAAAGUCAACGAAGUGGCGUUCGCAAAGAGGUCCCGAGUACCUCCUCAACCUGCUGACCCGCUAUGUCCCUGCCCGCAAGCUGAGGUCCUCCGAAUCUGGCCUGCUUGUUAUCCCCAAGCAAAAGUGCACCACACUUGGAGAACACUCGUUUAGCUUCAUGGCUCCGACUCUUUGGAACUCUCUCCCAGCUUUGAUGCGUGAUGCUCCCACCGUUGCUUGCUUUAAAUCAACUCUCAAGGCCCACCUGUUCUCUCUUGCUUUCCAUGCUCUUUAAGCCUGAUAUCUGCUAUUAGCUGCUGUGUUGUUGCUACUAUUUCAUGUAUUAUGCAUUUUCACUGUAUUGUAUUAGGCAUUGUUUUUUUUUUACUGUAUAUCAUGUAUUAUGCACUUCUCUGUAUUUAAAGUAUUAGGGAUUCUGGCGUUACUGCAUCUUGUAAAGGGCUUUGUGAUGGUGGUCCACUAUGAAAGGCACUAUAUAAAAUAAAGAUGAAUUGAUUGAUAGAAAAGAAAAAAAAUAGUCUUUUUUUAUUUUUUAGUUACUUACCCACCGCUUUGUGGGUGAGUGAAUAAAUGUGCCUGUCUACUCAAAAAUAGGGCCAGAUAUCGGGCCUAAUGGAGGAAGCACGCAGUUGUUAUUAUUUUUAUUUUUAUUUUUUUAAAGGCCGCGCACAACGAGUGGGCGUGCCGAGGUCACCCAGAGCCCUCGAGUCAACAUUGGCGGCUUUUUUUUUACAGCUGCAAAAAGCAGAGGAAAAUUAUAGAAAGGUACAUGCAGCAAGCUGCAGGGCUUAGAAAGAAGACUAUGAUCGCUACGCGAUGUAGGCUAUUGAAAAAUUUGCAAGGGAACUGAGAGAAAGCUCUUAAAAGAGUCAAUCACACAACUGGAAGGUUAGUUUUAUACUCAACCUACCUACCUGUUCAUGAAAGGCAAAAGAGACUAAAGCCUUCUUGCAGUGACUGUUUAUUACCUUGGGAGGCGGGACCGAGGGCGUCCCUCCAUGGAGGGGCCUAUCGGCAGCUUUGAUAUAAAAUGCUCAUCAAAUACUUGACAAGCAGGCAUAUCCCAAAAGUACUGUUUGGGCGGUCAUCUUCAAAUUGAAAGGGAAGGCGGGGCUUUCCCGAAGUAAGUAAGCUAAAUUAAUUGCGUAUUUCAUUAUUGUUUAGUUCAUUUACUAAAGCUAUAAUUAGCAAUGUCAAACCAUGGCCGUUUCUUAAUUGAAUUAUAUUUUCUGACGAUGAAGAAAUUAGCUCAAAGCUAUUUUUCUAGCUAUACAUUCUCUAAAGAAAAUGGAUCACUUUAAAGGAUGUAGUCACUACACUACACACCGUUGGUUUCAUAAAGACAUUCUGUCUGGAAAGCGCCUCAUUGCAAAUAACAAGGCAGAAUUAGCAAAGAAACAAUUGGGAGGAUUAAUUCUGCGUUUCCAUUAAAAGGGGCGCUCUUUAAAUUACAAUCGGGUAAUACAUAGCAGUGGACCUAUUUUAGAGCAACAAGUCAGUCAAUACGCCUUUAUCAGUGUUUCAUAUUUUAUCCUGGUUAUUAUUAUAAUGCCAGUAAAACGCUAAACUUAAUUUGUGGAGUACUGUACAUAGGAUUACUCUCACAUGACAUUGCUGGACUGUUACUAAACUGUUUCAUUUGUUUUUAUUGUUACUGUAUUGUAUUGCUAGCAAUAACCUAAAUAGGAUUUUCAGCAAUGAGCCAAGUGAUGUCUAUAAACAUUAUAACAUUAUCAGAAACUGGUGGCUCUUCAUUUUCCAAACAGCAGUGUCAGAUUAUUUUUAGCAAACUUGUAUUGAUAAACUGCCUGCCAAAUGAAGCAAAGCAAAUACUAAAUAUACAUUCAUCUCUAAAGAUAUGCGGCUGAUUUAACAUUAUCAAGAGUAAUGGUUUCCAGGAAUUUUGCCAUGAAAUGGAGUCAAGGUACCAAGUCAGAAGCUGCACAACAAUUGCAAAAAAUAUAGUUAUAUAAAAAAAUAUAGUUAUUAAAAAAUUUAAUUAUAUAGUUAAACAAAUGGCUACAGUUAUAGCCUAAAGUUUUACGUCUCCCUAUAGAAUUAACUCAUUUUGCUUCAUAAAGUCGAUUGAAACCUGCUGUAUAAUGUUACAUUAACGUACUGAAUUACAUACUUCUUUGUAGUUUUCCAUAUACAGUAGACUCCUGUUAAUCUGUGUUUCAAUAAUUUGUGUUUCUAUAAUUUGGUUUAAUACAGUACAUUAUCAAAAUGUAUUUGUGCAGAAAUCAUCUGCUCUAUGCAGAUGAAGGUAUUCACAUGCUUAUUAGUGUGAAAAUCAGCUGAUCUGUGUACAGUAUAGUGCAAGUGCUGUAUUGUAGUUACCGAAACCAGUGACAAGCGAGCAGAAAGCAGAUUUAAGACUCUCUUAGCCUGGCAGUCUGAAUAUGAAGAGCAGUUAUGACAAAGACUCGGAGCAAGAUCAGUGACCUUUUUUAAACUAGCUCUCUCUGCUUCUGAACAACGCUGGUUAUGUACAGUAUAUAUUUUGACCGUUGUUGGGACAUUAUAUUUUAUUUGUAUUACUGCAUUUUUCGAAUUCUCAAUUAAUAGCGCAGGGAUUUCCCAAACAGUAAACUCAAUUUUGGCUAAUCCGUAUUUUUUACAAAUUCUGGCUCAUGUCUGUCCCAAUCUGCAUGGAUUAACGGGGGUCUACUGUACUGGCAAAAACUGAAAGAUGUGACAUUUCAAAAUCUAACAUGAAAUACUGUACUACUAUUAUGGCUUCCGGUAGACUUUUGCAAUAUAAUUUUUAUUUAGUCUCAUUCCUAAAAUUCUAGGUGAUGCAAAACUUUGGGCCAUAGCUGAAUAUCUGUACUUCCAGUUAUUGCCAAAGUAUUUGAGUUUAAUAAAGGAACAAUUUAGUUUGGUAGAACAGAAUAAUAUCCUAGCAGGUCAUCAGUCGGUACACCAACUGCAGUUCUCAAUGUGAUUAAUGAAAUAGCGCUUGCUUUGGGUACUGGUAAACGUGUAGGUGCUUUAUUACUGGAUUGAUCUAAAGCCUUUAAUUCUGUUGAUCAUACAAGUCUAUGUUGGUUGGUUCAAGGAUUAGGCCUACCUAAAAGUUUAAACACAAGCAAUAAGAGUUGAUGGUAUUAUUUAGACCUUUGAGCCUCUAUGUAAGGCCCAAUCCUCUCUACUGUUUUGUAUUUUGCAGGAUACUCCAUACAGGCAGUACAGAGGGAUAUGCAGGCUGCAUUUAAUAUUGUACAGCACCGGCUAUUUCAGGACAGAUUAUUAUUUAAUGUAUCCAAGGAAGAAAACAAUGCUGUUGUGUUCGAAUAGGAGGAAGAUUAGAAAUCUGACUAGGGUUAUUGUUACAUUACAUGGAGUUAUUAGAGAAAAUUUCCAUUUAUAAAUAUCCAGGUAUAUGGAUUGAUGAGCACCUUACUUUUAAUUACCAUAUUGAUUAUUUUUUGCAUAUGAACUUGCGAAGAUGUGGAAUUGCUUCCAUCAUAGUAUGAAGAUGGCAUUUGAUAAUCUUUUCUUUUCUCAUUUUAAAGGGAAUUGCUUAGAAGCCAAUGCAUUGUUGUGCUUGAUUUUAAACAAAAUGCAUUCAUGCAGUGUGCUUAGUUAUUCAGCCUCCUUUGUCUUGAAAAUAAAAAUCUGUUCCUAGUAAAAUUGCCCGUACUUGCUUUGAAAUCUGCCUCACCUUUCUGGCCCAGGAAUUUUGUCUUCUCCAUGACCAGCACGCUGCUUAAGUGCCUAUCUGGUUGCAUUGCACGCAAGGUUGAGUGAUUGCAUACUUCCGUUGAAAGUGGGGUGUUUGAUAGACUGGUCAGUUCGUAAGUUUGUUGUUUGCAACUCUGAGGUCCUACUGUGCUAUUCUAAGAUCUCUGUAUGCUGCUGAUUAAGUGUGAACCCUGCAUGUUUUUAUUGUGGUGUUUGUAUAUUUUAAUUGUUUAUUGUUUCCCGGGACCCCCUUCUAAAUGAGGCCUCGCCUCAAUGGGUAAAUCUCCUGGUUAAAUAAAUAAAUAAAUAAUUGAAAAGUGAAAUGAACAUUAAUAAUAAAUAUCAUUUCACUCAGUGGGGGAAUGUCUGGAUGAAUAAGGGAGCACGAUGUAAGUCUUGUAAGAUAUAAUUUCGCCUAAGGGUCCCCCUGUUCCCGACAGCGGAGAUGAGCAUAGGCUGAAGCAGGGAGGAUAGGGCACCACACCCUGAAGAGGAGAAAAACAAUGCAGACAAACGGGGACGAGACAUACCCUGUGGUUUAAAUCGGGGGACUGAUUACCCUUGCAAAAGAUUACCACAGGGUUUGUGCAUGAUAUUUUUGCAGUUAUACCCAUGGUUACACUAUUCAUUUUCCAUAGUUUACCCUGGCCUCACUAUAAGGUGAGAAUCUAUUUUGGAGGCUGCUGUGCUUCUGUAUUCAAAGGUUUUCUAAGCUCUGAUCCUUCGCUGUAGGGUAAUGGUAAUUGAUUUUCAGAAGAGUAUCGCAAUGGAUUUUAGUACUAGGAAUUGCUAACAAGGGGUCACAGUUUAUGUAUUUCUUAGAAGGGUUUCCUUUUGAUUUUAGGGGUCUCAAUUCAAUAUGAAAUGCAGCUAUAACACAUAAAUGACUAAUGUAUUUUUAAAAUUAGAUUAUUUUUGGCUUAAUUAAAAGAAUCAUGCAAAAACGUAUAACAUUUUAAUUUGCAGUCUGUUUCUAAACAAAAUUCAAUGCAUUCUUUCUUGGGAACCAAAAGGGUAAAUAUAAUUUAAUUUGGUACCCAUGAACCAUGUUAACUUGGAUCUGUUAUAAUACUGGGGAUCAGAUUGUACCAUAGAAAUGCUUCAUUUUGUC